Messenger RNA from Saccostrea echinata, 637 nucleotides. RefSeq names its product transmembrane protein 11, mitochondrial-like. The transcript has 2 exons. Gene Ontology annotation, cellular component: mitochondrial inner membrane. The coding region runs from base 25 to 564 and encodes 179 amino acids. Gene Ontology annotation, biological process: inner mitochondrial membrane organization. The record is from RefSeq and is a predicted model, not a curated record. NCBI's taxonomy places the organism in Eukaryota, Metazoa, Mollusca, Bivalvia, Ostreida, Ostreidae.
UUUCGUAAAAGAAGAAGCAGGAAAAUGACUCUCAUUUCAAAUUUACGCCGGAACUCAAAUGAAUCAUUCCCAGAUUUUGUAAUUAUUUAUGACACAACAGACCCUGACAACCCUGAUGAACAAGAAAAAGUAGAAACAGAGUUGGAGGUAGCCUUUGAAAGACAGGUGGCACACAUAAUAAUUGAACCAUUCACACUUGGAAAAGACACUGCAAGAUGGAUUAAAAUGGGAAAUUUUCUUCACAAAUCAAGUGUUGUUAGUGGUGUCAUUUCUUUGAUCACAGGGUAUUGUAACAAAGAUAUGAUUUCAUAUACCUUGGCUGGAGUCAGCUUUCUGACAGCAGGAAUCUAUGCAUUGUCUUGGGCCAGUGAUCCUUGUUGUAAAUAUCAGAUUGAGAAAAACAAGAGGAGAAUUCAAGACCUACCAUUACAUGAAUUAUCGUCAACAUCAGUAGUGGUACUUGUUAGAAGGGAUGAUGCUCGAAGAAAAUACCUACAGAACAUUGUGUCCCUCUCAGCUGUAUUUCUCAGUGCGUACAAAGUUUAUAAAAUGUACUAUUUAUGACAACAACACAUGUCUUGUUUUAUGAUCAUUAUAAUAUUUCAGAAUUAAAAUGUUACAUGUAUAAAAAUUUGAA